GCGCCUGCGCACCGUCGUCGGGUAGUAGCGGCGAUGUCCAGCCGGUCGAAGCGGGAGUCUCGCGGUUCCGGCCGCGGGAAGCGCGAGUCCGAGUCGCGGGGCAGCUCGGGUCGUGUCAAGCGGGAGCGAGACCGGGAGCGGGAGCCUGAGGCGGCGGGCUCCCGGGGCAGCCCGGUGCGCGUGAAGCGCGAGGUCGAGCCGGCGAGCGCGCGCGAGGCGCCGGUGCCCGCGGCUCCGGCCGUGCGGGUGAAGCGGGAGCGCGAGGCCGACGAGGACUCGGAGCCCGAGCGGGAGGUGCGAGCAAAGAAUGGCCGUGUUGAUUCUGAGGACCGGAGGAGCCGCCACUGCCCAUACUUGGAUACCAUUAACAGGAGUGUGCUGGACUUUGACUUUGAGAAGCUGUGUUCUAUUUCUCUCUCACAUAUCAAUGCUUAUGCCUGUUUGGUGUGUGGGAAAUACUUUCAAGGCCGAGGUUUGAAGUCUCAUGCCUACAUACACAGCGUCCAAUUCAGCCACCAUGUCUUCCUCAAUCUCCAUACCCUCAAGUUUUAUUGCCUUCCAGAUAACUAUGAAAUCAUUGAUUCCUCCCUGGAGGAUAUCACGUAUGUGUUGAAACCAACAUUCACAAAGCAACAAAUUGCAAACUUAGACAAGCAAGCCAAAUUGUCCCGGGCAUAUGAUGGUACCACCUACUUGCCAGGUAUUGUGGGACUGAAUAACAUAAAGGCCAAUGACUAUGCCAACGCUGUUCUUCAGGCCCUGUCAAAUGUCCCUCCUCUCCGCAACUACUUCCUGGAAGAAGACAAUUAUAAGAACAUUAAGCGUCCUCCAGGGGAUAUCAUGUUCUUACUGGUUCAGCGGUUUGGAGAACUGAUGAGAAAGCUGUGGAACCCACGAAAUUUCAAGGCACAUGUCUCUCCCCAUGAGAUGCUUCAAGCUGUUGUUCUUUGUAGCAAGAAGACUUUUCAGAUUACCAAACAAGGGGAUGGAGUUGACUUCCUGUCUUGGUUUCUGAAUGCUCUGCACUCAGCUCUUGGGGGUACAAAGAAGAAAAAGAAGACUAUUGUGACUGAUGUUUUCCAGGGGUCCAUGAGGAUCUUCACCAAAAAGCUUCCCCACCCUGAUCUGCCAGCAGAAGAAAAAGAGCAGCUGCUCCAUAAUGAUGAGUACCAGGAGACAAUGGUAGAGUCCACCUUCAUGUACCUGACAUUGGACCUUCCUACUGCCCCGCUCUAUAAGGAUGAAAAGGAGCAGCUCAUUAUCCCCCAGGUGCCACUCUUCAACAUCCUGGCCAAGUUCAACGGCAUCACUGAGAAGGAAUAUAAGACUUACAAAGAGAACUUUCUGAAGCGCUUCCAACUCACCAAACUGCCUCCAUAUCUAAUCUUUUGUAUCAAGAGAUUCACUAAGAACAACUUCUUUGUGGAGAAGAAUCCAACCAUUGUCAACUUCCCUAUCACAAAUGUGGAUCUGAGAGAAUACUUGUCUGAAGAAGUACAAGCGGUUCACAAGAAUACCACCUAUGACCUCAUUGCCAACAUCGUGCAUGAUGGCAAGCCCUCUGAAGGCUCCUACCGGAUCCAUGUGCUCCACCACGGGACUGGCAAAUGGUAUGAAUUACAAGACCUCCAGGUGACUGACAUCCUGCCCCAGAUGAUCACGCUGUCCGAGGCCUACAUUCAGAUUUGGAAGAGGCGCGAUAAUGAUGAAACCAACCAGCAGGGGGCUUGAAGGAGGUGUCCAGGGCUUUGUUCCCAAGGGUUUUGGCUGAGAAUGGUAAAGAAGAUGCUGAAGCUAUAGCUGAAUAUGGACCGACUGGUAGGUCCCCUGGGACAACCCAGUUUUCAUGUGUUCUGGCCACAGCAGAACAUCACAGAAGCCUGACUCUGGUUUGUUCCUGGUUGACCGCAACUGUUCUUUGC
Perognathus longimembris pacificus (Pacific pocket mouse) is the source of this 1922-nucleotide messenger RNA. RefSeq names its product ubiquitin specific peptidase 39 (gene Usp39). The transcript has 13 exons. Bases 34 to 1731 code for a protein of 565 amino acids. The record is from RefSeq and is a predicted model, not a curated record. NCBI's taxonomy places the organism in Eukaryota, Metazoa, Chordata, Mammalia, Rodentia, Heteromyidae. Gene Ontology annotation, biological process: mRNA processing; protein deubiquitination; spliceosomal complex assembly. Gene Ontology annotation, molecular function: zinc ion binding; cysteine-type deubiquitinase activity.